Molecule: messenger RNA, 3748 nt
Organism: Enhydra lutris kenyoni (northern sea otter)
Lineage: Eukaryota; Metazoa; Chordata; Mammalia; Carnivora; Mustelidae
Product: uroporphyrinogen III synthase
Exons: 10
Coding region: 569-1363 (264 amino acids)
Biological process (GO): uroporphyrinogen III biosynthetic process
Molecular function (GO): uroporphyrinogen-III synthase activity
Source: RefSeq, a predicted model, not a curated record
CUGCGCCUGCGCGCGCUCCAGCUGUGAGCCGCUCGGCUUCGGGGACCCGUGGUCUCCCGGCCGAGGCCGCGUGGCUGCGCGUUGGCUGUCUCCAUGGCAGCAGAGACCACUUGGUGAGGGGGCCGCCCACCAGGCUCCUCUGUCCAGUCGAGGCACCGCGGAUUCAUCUGCGCCGCGAGGCACCGCCCCCGACAGGGCGCCCCCCAAGUGCUGGGAACUGGCCCAGCGCCUACCCUUUCCGGCCCCCGCAGCCCGGCGAGGAGCCUUAAAUGUGUGGCCAGGACACCGGCUUUCCCUAAUGGCUUUCAUCUGCCUUUCCAAGUGAUAUCAAGCGCCAGCAUGCUGUCCCUUGGCCUUAUCAGUGACAGGGGCUUCAGAAGGAACAAGCCCAUUAACGCUAAGUCAUUGCGGAUGAGGGAUAGGUCAGUCACCUCAGCAAGCAGUUGAUGACCUUCCUCCUGUGCUCCUGUACCAACUGACAUUGCUUAGGAAGAGUUCCUGAGAUCUAAUUAAGAUCCAUCCUUCUCCCUGCUCUGUCCCAGCGCCCUAUAAGGACUCCCAAGCCAUAAUGAAAGUUCUCUUACUGAAAGACGCCAAGGAGGAUGACUGUGGCCAAGAUCCGUACAUCAGGGAAUUGGGGUUAUAUGGACUCGAAGCCACUCUGAUCCCUGUUUUAUCAUUUGAGUUUUUGUCUCUUCCCAGUUUUUCUGAGAAGCUGUCUCAUCCUGAAGGCUAUGGAGGACUCAUUUUUACCAGCCCCAGAGCAGUGGAAGCAGUGGAGCUGUGUUUGGAGAAAGACAAUAAAACGGAAGUCUGGAAACAUUCUCUGAGAGAAAAAUGGAAUGCUAAGUCAGUGUAUGUGGUCGGAAAUGCUACUGCUUCUCUAGUGAAGAAAAUCGGCCUGGACACAGAAGGAGCAAACUCUGGAAAUGCAGAAAAGCUUGCAGAAUACAUCUGUUCCCGGGAGUCACCGGCAUUGCCCCUUCUGUUUCCCUGUGGAACCGUCAAAGGAGAAAUCCUGCCGAAAAUGCUCAAGGACAGAGGGAUCCCCAUGGAAAGCAUAACUGUCUAUCAGAAGAUCCCACACCCAGGAAUCCAAGUGAACCUCAACAGCUACUAUUCUAAGCAGGGCGUUCCGGCCAGCAUCACGUUCUUCAGUCCCUCCGGCCUUACAUACAGCCUCAGGCACAUUCAAGAGUUAUCUGGUGACAGCAUCGAUCGAAUUAAGUUUGCCGCCAUCGGCCCCAGCACAGCCCGUGCGCUGACCGCCCAGGGCCUGCGUGUGAGCUGCAUGGCCGAGAGCCCCACGCCGCUGGCCCUGGCCAAGGGUCUCCAGGUGGCCCUUCAGGCUCCCAACUGCUGAGACGGUGACCAUUCCCACUGCGCUGCUGUCCCCGGCCCAGGGCACCGUGCUGCUGCUGCUGCGGGGAAGUGGCGAGCCAUCGGCAGGGUCCCCACACCUCGGCCUCGUGCCUCCGCAGGGCCCCUGGGGCUGGCAAGAGCUCCUCUGGCAGAGGCAAGAAAACCAAAUAAACCGCCCAGCUCCCGGCACCGACUGUGUUGUCCCUCGCUGUGUGUUGUUUUGCACACAGAGCCGUGUCCGCGGGGGAAACAGAUGCACCCACGUUCCAAGAGCCGCCAGAGCCAGCAGGCACGAGAACAUCUGUGUAGGAAGCAGCUUCGUUCAUCUUAGAGAAGGGACCUGAAAGUUCCUGCCUGUGCGCUGUGGGCAGUUGCCGUGCCGAUGAGAGACCGUCUUCCCUUCCGAGCUGAAAUGCAGCUGAGGCCAGGCAGGGCGUCUGCGGGGCGGGGAGGUGGGUUUACACAGAAGACCUUUGUCUGCAAGGUGCCAGGCCUGCGGACAGGCUUGGGGACUCUGCCCACAAACUUUAUUUCCACUUUUAAAAUCUUGGCCUGGAACCUGAGCUGGGUAGACUACAACCCGCGUCUGUCCAUUCGGUCACGUGAGCUGGUGGCAGGAAGGAGGGGUGUCUGACCCGGCAGCUGUGUCACGCUAGCAAUCCUGCCUUCUCCUUCUUAUUCCCCUUAACGAUCUGAGGCGGGGACGCCACUAUGACUCCUGUUUCUCUAGGGAAGAACCUGAGACUCGCGGCAUUAAAUGCCUUGCUUAGGGUCACCCAGCGAGUGAGUGACCAGCCAGAAUGCUCCGCAAGGUACUUGGGGACGUAAAGCACAGAGGCCCAGACUGAUGGCACUCCGGAGCUGCCUCACCUCCACGUGACCUUAGCAGAAAUGUGAGGACCUGGUGAUAAUUAGUGGUGUGACCUGAGCGGAAGUUCUGCGGGUACCGUGAUGACCCCGUACUUUUUCUCUGCGGUCCUGUUUCUGAGGGCGGGUCAGGAUCCACCCACCGCUUCUUUCUGAUCUGAAAGUCAGGUCUGGAUCUGAUGGGGUGUGUUUAGAUUCCCUGCCGCUCCCAGGGAGCCUUUUUCUGCUGGAGUCACCUUUUCUGAGCCUGGGGAAGCACCGUGCCCCAAGCAGCCCACGCUAAGGUGGGUGUUGCCCUCCCGGCCCCACAGCUGCCACCAAGCGGUGCCCGCCAGGCCAGGCUGCAGCGGCAUCUAGAGGCCAGCCUCAGGACAGAGUGUCGUCACCGGGAUCAGAGAUGGCCACACGAGCCUCAGCGUCCGAGGGCUGCGGUGGGUGCUGCUGUGUGAGGAGGGACGUGCAGCUGUGCCACCCUGGGUGGUCAUGUGGGGCCGACAGGACCGGGGCUGGUGGAGGCGGUCCCCUGACCGUGUGCCUGCAGGUCAAAGCCCUGCCGGAUUGCUCCCGAUUAUAUCCCCACACUUUCGCUCUGCCUCUGACCCACCUGCUGCCCGCUGUCCCCUGUGUGCACAUAGCCCCCGACUGCCAUCACCCCUACACAGGAGGCCCCACUGAGGUGUCAGCUGGGUGAGGACAGGAACCAGCCCUCCCACAGUGGACAGGGCCUGGGCUUCUUUGCAGGGACAGAGAGUAAGUGCGGUGUCCUAAGGGUUCGGGAAGCUUGGGCUGGGGAAGCAUGAAGACCAGGAGGAGGGGAUGGAGUGGAACUCUCAGAGCCCCUGUCUCUCUGACACCGGGAGGGUCACUCCUGCCUUCUGAGCUGCAGUCUGCCCACCUGUCAAGAGCAGAUGUGCUACCGCCUCCUAGAGGUGUGCCCUGCAGCUCAGAAAACUACAUUUAGAGCUCCCCGAAGCUGCCUUGAGAUCGGCAUGGAGAGCUUAUGCUGGUGGGUAGUAAGCAGUGUGUCACGUAUUGUCAUACACAAGCAAUACUGCGCAGCAUUUACUGCUCCGAGCUGAGAGGUCUGUCUGGCGGAAAGCGUUGCCGGAACGGCAAAGGCGAUGUUGGGGUCAUGGCCCCGACACCUAAUGAGUUCUGAGUACCUGGGGAUCAGAGACAGCACAGCGUUUGCCCUGGAGGGGCCUGCAAACAUCCGGAGUGAGCAAAGUCAGGAGGCAGCCGAGUUCCACAUAAAGAGCCUGUAUUUCACACAACAUGCCUGUGGCCUGGAGACAGGGGGGCAGGCCACCUCUCUUUGGACAGUUGCCAGAGCACCGCUCUCUGAGGUUCUGUCGCUGGGAGCCUGACCGCAGGGAGCUGGAGACAGCAGAGUCUCAGGAUGGCCUUCUUCCAAACCAAGUCACCUGCAUUUUGUGUUGAUGCCAUCGAUUGUCAUAUGUCCCUUCGGAGAUUGUAUAGUAAGCAUUAGAUUUGAUUUUUCUUUCUUUUAAAGUAGGCU